This is a messenger RNA of Ilex paraguariensis (yerba mate), 1678 nucleotides long. NCBI's taxonomy places the organism in Eukaryota, Viridiplantae, Streptophyta, Magnoliopsida, Aquifoliales, Aquifoliaceae. The record is from the annotation of a GenBank genome assembly.
AUGGGUUCGAUAGACACACAGACGGGUACAGAGAACGGCUCAACCCCAAUCCCAAUUCCUGAUGCCCAGCUCGCCGUCGGCGGCCACGGAUCUGUGCUACCACCGGCGUCAGAAUAUGCCGGUACGAAGACGGAAAACGACGCAUCUAGGAAGAGGAAAGCGAGUAUGCUACCUCUCGAGGUCGGUACUCGCGUCAUGUGCCGUUGGAGAGACGGAAAGUUUCAUCCAGUAAAAGUCAUCGAACGGCGCAAAGUGCAGUCGGGCGGUGCCAAUGAUUACGAGUACUACGUUCACUACACCGAGUUCAAUAGGAGGCUUGAUGAAUGGGUUAAACUUGAACAACUUGAUCUCAAUUCAGUGGAGACUGUUGUAGAUGAAAAGGUGGAGGACAAGGUGACAAGCUUGAAAAUGACACGCCACCAGAAACGUAAGAUAGACGAGACACAUGUAGAGGGCCAUGAGGAGCUUGAUGCUGCCAGCUUGCGUGAACAUGAAGAAUUUACAAAAGUGAAAAAUAUAGCAACCAUAGAACUUGGAAGAUAUGAGAUUGAGACGUGGUACUUCUCCCCCUUUCCACCAGAGUACAAUGACUGUUUGAAGCUGUACUUCUGUGAGUUCUGCCUCAAUUUCAUGAAGCGGAAAGAACAGCUUCAGAGGCAUAUGAAAAAAUGCGAUCUUAAGCACCCCCCUGGUGAUGAAAUAUAUCGGAGUGGUACCCUGUCAAUGUUUGAGGUUGAUGGCAAAAAGAACAAGGUUUAUGGACAAAAUCUUUGCUAUCUCGCAAAAUUGUUCCUUGAUCACAAGACCCUCUAUUAUGAUGUUGACUUGUUUCUGUUUUACGUGCUCUGUGAAUGCGAUGAUCGAGGAUGCCACAUGGUUGGAUACUUUUCCAAGGCAUUAAUAAUCCUGUUGAAUGGCGUCAUCACCACAAUGCCUGCAUGGUUAGCCAAUUUGACAGCAAGCGAGGGAAUGAACAUAGAAAUCCUGUUGAACAGCGUCAUCACCACAAUGCCUUCAUGGUUAGCCAAUUUGAUAGCAAGCAAGGGAAUGAACAUAGAAAUCCUUUGUUUGACUCCUUAUCUGGAGAAGCUUGAUACACAGGGUUUCGGGCUGACUCUUAUAUUUGAAGGGGAAAGAGGGGGGGUGAUGUUGCCUUUGAAGGGGGAAGGGAUACUCUAUGACAUGACCAUACUCCCCAUCCUCUCCCCUCUCGGCCCUCUCUUUCUCACUGUAGAGGAGCUAAGUGAUAUGACGGCUAUUAAGGCAGAGGAUAUCUUGGCCACCCUUCAGAGCUUGGAAUUGAUCCAGUAUCGAAAGGGGCAACAUGUCAUAUGUGCAGAUCCCAAGGUAUUGGAUCGUCAUCUUAAAGCAGCCGGCCGAGGUGGUCUUGAGGUUGAUGUUACCAAAUUGAUAUGGACUCCUUAUAAAGAGCAAAAUUGAUGCAUGGCAUUGCUGUCAACCUUGACCUUUGGCCUAACCUUCAUGUACAAAUUAAAUUUUUAGGGUAUUAAACCUUGUGAACGUUGGAUCUCCCAGGUGUUAGCUCUUUGAUGCCUUUUUUGUAAGUUGGUAUAGAUGUAUUUAAGAAAGUCUAAUCAGCAAAUCUGUGUUCUGACAUGUAUAAUAGGAUAGUUUGAUGUAUUUUGAUAUGUAUGUUAUUUAUCUAUUAGUUAUAACC